GGCUACAAAGUGCUGCGGUCUCCAUCGUGGAGGCUGACGUUAGAAAGUAAACGAGAUGGAAAAUAUAGAUGACUUAAUCAUAAAGUUGUACGAAGUCCAAGCUGUUAAAUUUGGGACGUUCAAGCUGAAGAGCGGAAUAAUUUCGCCGAUUUAUUUUGAUCUCAGGGUGAUCGUUUCUCAUCCGUCGCUUUUGAAUCAGGUAUCCAGCCUCCUGUUCCAGUGUGCCCAGGAUGCGGGGGUGCAGUUCGACACGGUGUGCGGCGUCCCAUACACGGCUCUGCCGCUGGCCACGAUCAUCUGCUCCAGGCAUGAGCUGCCAAUGCUCAUUCGGAGGAAGGAGGCCAAAGAUUACGGAACGAAGCGGCUGGUGGAGGGGACGGUGAGGCAGGGGGACAGGUGCCUGGUGAUCGAGGACGUGGUGACAAGCGGCAGCAGCGUGCUGGAGACGGCGGAGGUGCUGCAGAGGGAGGGUCUGAGUGUGACGGACGCGGUGGUGCUGAUGGACCGGGAACAGGGGGGCCGGGAGCGACUGGCCCGGGAGGGGGUCACCCUGCACUCCGUCGUCUCCAUCUCCAAGCUGCUGGAGGUUCUGACGGCUGCGGGACGCAUCGAGGCGGACACGGCGGAGAGCGUACGCGCUUUCGUACGGGAGAACAGCACACUGGCGUCCCCGCGGCAGAACGGCUCGCCGGCGGCCAAGCGGGCGUGUGCACAGCUGAGCUACACGGCACGGGCGGAGCUCCCGGAGACGCACCCCCUGGCCGCGCGCCUCCUCCGGCUGAUGGAGGAGAAGAGGAGCAACCUGUGCGUGUCGGCGGACGUGACGGACAGCGCGGAGCUGCUGCAGCUGGCCGACGCCCUGGGCCCUCUCGUCUGCCUGCUGAAGACGCACGUCGACGUCCUGCGGGACUUCACCCCCGACGUCGCUGACACGCUCACCGCGCUCGCCGCCAAACACCGCUUCCUCAUCUUUGAGGACCGCAAGUUUGCCGACAUCGGAAACACAGUCAAGCACCAGUACGAGGGGGGGCUGUACCGGAUAUCCUCCUGGUCCCACAUCGUUAAUGCCCACGCCGUACCUGGCCCAGGUGUGGUGCAGGGGCUCCGUGACGUGGGCAGGCCCCUGGAUCGGGGGUGUCUGCUCAUCGCCCAGAUGAGCUCCAAGGGCUCCUUAGCAACAGGAGACUACACCCAGGCUGUGGUGAGGAUGGCGGAAGAGCACUCGGACUUUGUGUUUGGGUUCAUCUCAGGCCAGAAGAUAAGCAGUAAACCUCAGUUUGUGCACAUGACCCCGGGUGUGCAGAUGCAGUCAGGCGGAGAUGACCUGGGCCAGCAGUAUUCCACCCCCAGUGAUGUGAUUGGACGAAAAGGCUCUGAUGUCAUCAUUGUGGGACGGGGAAUUCUGGCAGCCGCAGACAGAGUGAAAGCUGCUGAGCAGUACAGACAGGCUGGCUGGGAGGCCUAUCUGAACAGGCUGUCAGCGCCCUGCCAGUGAAGCCGCAUGAGUUUACCGGUUUAAUCUGGUUUAAUGAUUCCCUCCACUCAGUGACCUGGCCCAUUCCACAGAGGGCAGCUGACACAACACCUCUGUCCUUUGCUCCUUUGCUUUUUGCCUUUGAACACGCUUCACUCCCUCUGCUGGUAACUGCAACAAAUUUCAGUUUCAUCCCUCCAGAUAAUUACUUCUUGUUUUAAUGGUUGUAUUAAAAAGAUGUUUAAAAU
Molecule: messenger RNA, 1722 nt
Organism: Megalops cyprinoides (Indo-Pacific tarpon)
Lineage: Eukaryota; Metazoa; Chordata; Actinopteri; Elopiformes; Megalopidae
Gene: umps
Product: uridine monophosphate synthetase
Exons: 6
Coding region: 56-1495 (479 amino acids)
Biological process (GO): 'de novo' pyrimidine nucleobase biosynthetic process; 'de novo' UMP biosynthetic process
Molecular function (GO): orotidine-5'-phosphate decarboxylase activity; orotate phosphoribosyltransferase activity
Source: RefSeq, a predicted model, not a curated record